This is a messenger RNA of Orycteropus afer afer, 2466 nucleotides long. It is a transcript of the gene AKNAD1, whose product is annotated as AKNA domain containing 1. Lineage: Eukaryota; Metazoa; Chordata; Mammalia; Tubulidentata; Orycteropodidae. The transcript is spliced from 15 exons. Bases 1 to 2466 code for a protein of 821 amino acids. The record is from RefSeq and is a predicted model, not a curated record.
AUGGAUGAAGCUGAUUUUUCCAAAGAUACAAAUUAUGAUGAUGAUAUUCCCCAAAUUAAUAUAUGCAAUGAUUAUAAUUUUACCUCAAACAAUGACACUUUUGAUGUCUCACAUCAAAUUAUUUUAACAGUAGAUGACCCUCAGGAAAAGGCUACACAUAAUAAGACUUGCAGAAAUGCAGAUAUGGCCGUGAUUCUAGAUAAAAUUACUGAAAAUGCUGUCAACAAAAAACAUGAUAAACAAUGCACUAUAAUUCUUCAUAUUCCACCUAAUAAAGAAAACGCUUCAAAGUCAAACAUUUCUGAUAUUUUACUCAAUCACCUUUCUAAAGAGGAAUUCUUAAAAGGCCAGGGCAUUGAUUGUGAAACUCUCCCAGAGACCUCUAAUAUUGAUAGCUUUGAUGAAACUAAUAUUAAAAAUAUCAUUUUGUGUUACGUUAAGAAUUCUUGGCCAAAAGAACAAACUCCAGAAAUUGAUGACCAACUCAACCCAAAAAGGGAUGGUGAAGACAAUAGUAAGCCCAGUUGUUCUGCAGUCAAAAUGGAAGAAAACAUGUCUGAUUUAGAAGAGCCAGUGGUUGCGGGAUGCAGCAGCCUUCAAGGGAAUUCAAACUUUCUAACUCAAACCAAGAGUCCAAAUGAUUAUCAAAAAAGUUUCCAAGGGCUGGCACCCCAAAAACAACAGACUGAAAAAUCAAGUUCCUGGAAUGGGUUCAAAUACAGCCAAGGUCAAGUUCAGUAUUGGCUCCCUGAUUUCUCUAAAGUUGCUCCCAGAGUAAAAAUCCCUAAAAAUAACAUAAUUAAUAAACCACUUACGGUAGCUAAACAAGCAAUAUCUUCUCUUAACUUGAGAGAUAAAUCUGCUCUUGUGCAAGACAUUUUAGAAACUAUGCCUAGUUCAAAUUGUGUUGAAAAACAUCAAGAGCAGAAAAAGGAAACUGUUGAAUCUUCACAACAAAUACAGAUAGAGCCUGCAGCACAUACCCACCAAGAACUUCUUACAGGAAUAGAAUCUGAGACAAGUCUCUUUAAAUUGUCACCAGCCUCUCGGGAAGACUCUUCCUCAAGUUCUAACGUAUUUGAAGAGAUAUCAAAAGGGAAACAGAUGUGUCAGAAGUUAAAAGAACAGACUGAUCAACUGAAGGCUAAAGUUCAAGACUUUUCCAAAAGAAUAGCACAAGAUUCUCCCUAUUCACAAAAUAGGAGUCAGGUCCUGGAGAAACUGCAAGGACAUCUUGAACUACUGGAGCAGGAGUUUCUGACCACCAAGGAGAAGCACCUGACUCUUCAGCAAGGCCACAAGCACGAAUCCCCAGCUGUCAGUGACUUUGAUCCAGAAAGGAAGGUGGAAGGUGAAAUCUUCAAGUUGGAGAUGCUGCUUGAAGAUGUUAAAGAGAAAAUCGAUGAACACAAAUAUACUUCCCCUCCCUCUCUUCCUGUGGGUUCUCCGAGCAUCCUGGAUGACUUGGUAUCCAUAUCUUCUCCCCCCUCAAAAGAGAUUCCCAAGGGACACCCUACUGACCCUUCUGAGCCUCCAGGUACGUGUGGAAGUGAAGAGACAGGGGUGACCCAGCCAGGACCACAGGAGGCCCCCUCCAAGGAACUCCACCAGCUGGACCCAGAGAUUUACCUACACUGGCGGAGCAGAGAUGCCACUGCCCAGGACCUGCUAGAUCAAACAUCCCUAAGGCUGUCUUCUGUCUCCAGGGAGGACCCAAACAACACCGCGGGAGAGCAGGAGCGUGCGGAGUCAACGGUGCCAAGUCCAAGCUGUGCCUUCUGCCACCGGGCCCUUGAACGAAAGCAAAAAAUGGAGAAAAGGGGCCACAGAAGGAUCAGCUGUGGAAGGUUUUCCAUCACCAUUCAAGAAAAACCAUGGCACCUAUGUUCAGCUUGCAGUUCAGAGGCAGGAUACGGCUUCUAUUCUGAUUCUGGACUGCAGAGUAACAAAUGUGAGAACUGUGGUGCUAAGAUUCCUAACUCUCGAAGAGUCAGCAGUAAAGAACUGCCUAAAGAAUUUCAUUAUAGAUACAACACCCCAGUACAGAAUUACUUAAAUUAUAGUGAAAGAGGUGCUUUUGUCCAGCUCUGCUUUUUAGACAAAAAUAAAAGCUCUUCACCUUCUUGUUCAAAACCAAAAAAGUUCUGUUCCCAGAGAGCAAAUAUGAAAUCCCCUCAAGAUGAACAGGAACCCAUACUAGAAAAAAAAGAUCUUAAGACUUUCAGGACCUACAGUGCAGACCUUGCAACACCCUCAUUCCGUUCCCACUCCCACAGGGUUUAUGGAAGCAAGUCCUUAAGUGACUUUAGGAGUACUGACAACACAGAAUUUGAGAUUUUACACUCGGCUUUGGAUCAAGCUCUAAGGACAGCAACUGUUUUGAAAGAAACCACUGAUCAAAUGAUUAAAGCCAUUGCAGAAGAUCUUGCCAAAGCACGGAGGUGGAGAGAUCGACUGAAAUAUUAG